Molecule: messenger RNA, 7880 nt
Organism: Acipenser ruthenus (sterlet)
Lineage: Eukaryota; Metazoa; Chordata; Actinopteri; Acipenseriformes; Acipenseridae
Product: zinc finger protein 711-like
Exons: 9
Coding region: 414-2741 (775 amino acids)
Biological process (GO): regulation of transcription by RNA polymerase II
Cellular component (GO): nucleus
Molecular function (GO): metal ion binding; RNA polymerase II transcription regulatory region sequence-specific DNA binding; DNA-binding transcription factor activity, RNA polymerase II-specific
Source: RefSeq, a predicted model, not a curated record
ACUCAGCUGCCCUAAAGCAGCGCCUAACCCAGAAAACGAAGAGCACUUUUCACUCGAGUGACGUAAACAGGCAGGGAUCGGCGGCGGCGGCGGAGGAGGAGGCCGCGCGCGCUAUUCCACCCCCCGUACUCCCUCCCUCUUCUCCCCUGUCAGCGAGCAGCCUGAUUGGUCCAGGCCUGGAAAAGAGAAUUCGAGAAUCCCGAAUGUGCAGGCCGCGGUGUCCGCGAGGCGGAAAAAAAAAAGCAAAACAGCCCGAGACAAAAGAAAGAAGGGAGAAACGCUUCUUCAAGACCGAAGGGGGAGAAUCCGAAAGCAGGUGCCUGCAGUUGAGCAACAAAAGAAACCGGCAUUAAGUCUCGUUCUGUUUUGUGAGAACAUUGGAUCAAAUGUGAAGUUCCUGGGACCAGCAGAUCAUGGACCAAGGAGGUGGGGGGUUGGAACUACAAUCGCAGGAUUUAAAAAUGCCGCACACAAUGAUCAUGCAGGACUUUGUGGCAGGCAUGGGUGGCAUGGCCCAUAUUGACGGUGACCACAUCGUAGUGUCCGUCCCAGAGGCUGUGCUGGUUUCGGAUGUGGUGACUGAUGAGGGGAUCACCCUGGAGGCUGAGGUGAUUGAGGGGCCGGACAUUGAGCAUGGGGACGAAGUGACCACAGAGGGGGUGAUGGUACCUGAGUCUGUGCUGGGGGCAGAGGUGGCCAUCGAAGAGGCCCUAGACCACCACGUGUUGGCCACGGACCUGAUCGCUGAGCAAGUGAGGGACCAGGUCUUUGUGGCCGACUUGGUAUCCCACCAUCACCAGGAUGGACACUUGCACCACCAUGUAGUGCAUGAAUCUGAGAUGGUCUCUGAGGAGGUGAUGGUUACAAAUUCAGAUUCAGAGACAGUGAUCCAAACACAUGAGGGAAUGCCAGCUUCCACCGUCACCAUCAAAACUGAGGAUGAUGAGGAUGGCAAGAGCACGUCUGAGGACUACCUGAUGAUCUCCUUGGAUGAUGUAGGGGAGAAGCUUGAUAUUGGAAACACAAACUUGAAGAUCAGCACUGAGAUGACGCAGGGCGAUUGUUCGAAAGAAGACGGCUAUGGUUCAGAGGUCAUCAAAGUAUAUAUUUUUAAGGCUGAAGCUGAAGAUGAUGUGGAAAUAGGUGGGACAGAGGUUGUGACAGAAAGUGAUUUCCACAAUGGGCAUGCAGUGCUGGAGCCAGGGGGAGUGGGGAGGCUUCACAGAGAGAAGAUGGUUUACAUGGCGGUCAAAGACUCCUCUCAGGAAGAUGAAGAUAUCAACUGUGCAGAGAUUGCAGAUGAGGUUUACAUGGAGGUGAUCGUGGGAGAGGAGGAGGCUCCUUCCAUCCAAGAGUCUCAGAUGGAUGAUUCCAACAUCAACAAGACGUUUGUCCCUGUGGCCUGGGCGGCUGCUUAUGGUAACAACCUGGACACCAGGCUAGAGAACAAGAAUGGCGCUGCCACCCAGUAUCUACAGAUCAGCGACAGCAACAGCACCAGCCGGGUGCUGAAACAGAAGGCCAGGAAAAGGAAGAGGGGAGAGACCCGGCAGUGCCAAACAGCUGUGAUCAUUGGUCCGGAUGGGCAGCCCUUGACGGUGUAUCCCUGCCACAUCUGUGGAAAGAAGUUCAAAUCUCGGGGUUUCCUGAAACGGCAUAUGAAAAACCAUCCGGACCACAUGUUCAAGAAAAAGUACCAGUGCACGGACUGCGACUUCACAACAAACAAGAAGGUCAGCUUUCACAACCACCUGGAGAGUCACAAGCUGAUCAUUAAGGGAGAGAAGGUCCAUGAGUUCACAGAGUACACCCGGCGCUAUCGGGAGGCCAGUCCCCUGAGCUCCAACAAACUCAUCCUACGUGACAAGGAGCCUAAGUUGCAUAAGUGCAAGUACUGCGACUAUGAAACUGCUGAGCAGGGCCUGCUAAACCGCCAUCUCCUGGCCGUCCACAGCAAAAACUUUGCUCAUGUCUGUGUGGAAUGUGCCAAAGGCUUCCGUCACCCUUCUGAGCUGAAGAAGCAUAUGAGGACACACACGGGUGAGAAGCCGUACCAGUGCCAGCACUGCGAGUUCCGCUGUGCUGACCAGUCCAACCUAAAGACUCACAUCAAGAGCAAGCAUGGCACUGAUCUGCCCUACAAGUGUGGCCACUGCCCACAGGCCUUUGCUGAUGACAAGGAGCUCCAGAAACACACAGAGAUCUUUCAGGGCCACAAAACUCACCAGUGUCCACACUGUGACCACAAGAGCACCAACUCCAGUGACCUGAAAAGGCACAUUAUUUCUGUUCACACCAAGGACUUCCCACACAAGUGUGAAGUGUGUGAAAAGGGCUUUCACCGGCCCUCGGAGCUCAAGAAGCACUCAGAGACACACAAGGGCAAGAAGGUCCAUCAGUGCAGGCACUGCGACUUCAAAAUCUCGGACCCUUUCACGCUUAGUCGCCACAUCCUGUCGGUCCACACCAAGGACCUCCCGUUCAAAUGCAAACGGUGCAAAAGGGGCUUCCGGCAUCAGAAUGAACUCAAGAAGCACAUGAAGACCCACAGUGGCAGGAAAGUCUAUCAGUGUCAGUAUUGCGAGUAUAACACUACGGACGCAUCAGGCUUUAAACGACAUGUCAUAUCUAUUCACACCAAGGACUAUCCCCACAGGUGCGACUACUGCAAGAAGGGUUUCCGGCGGCCCUCGGAAAAGAAUCAGCAUAUAAUGCGACACCACAAAGACGCUCUAAUGUAAUGUUGUAUAGCCCCUUCCUACUCUUCCCUCUUUUCCUUGUUUGGGGAUGUCGGAGGGGUGGGGCUGGGAAGAUUAUGUUUCUAUGGUAAAUGAUGAUCCAUUUUAGUGAACUGUUCUCCUGGUCAGUGCUGAUUCACAUAUUUUCAUUCAUUGUAAAAAAAGAAAAAUAAUAGUCAGAAGUAUUAAGAGUCAAGGGAGGGAGGUGGGGGCGGGGGGAAAUGUGUUUGCGCUCUGUGUUUGGCUUUCUUGUCUUUCGUUUUGGUUUGUCUUGAUUAGAAGCGAAAGAAUCACUCAUCUUAAAUAUUCAGCGGUUCAAAUACCAGACCCUCCUUAUUUCAAAAUAGCUUUACAAAUGAAUUGGGUGCUGAAAUUAAUUCUGUCCUUUCCACUUUAAACAGCGUCUCAUCAAUUGGGAUAACUGCAAAACACAAGCUUUCGUUUUCGUUUUAACAUUGUCAUACAUAAUCAAUACAUUGUCAUUUCAAAUGUCAUUAAAAUGGGGAAGAAGGUUGUGAGGUUCCAGCUGCAUUGUGACAGUCCGUUCUGUUGGUUUCUCUCAGUGCAGUGUGAAUCGAAUACAUCUUAAAGGAUUCUUAUUAACAGCUAAUCGUUAGAACGGAAGCUUUAGGUACCUCAUGUAGGAAGUAUUUAGUUAACAGGUUUUAUGUUACCAUUAAGACUUGGGUUGGAGCUUUUUCCAACUUUUUGGAAACAUACACAAUUUUCAUAUCGGUAGCUUUAAGAAUUUUAGAUCUAGAUGUGCGAACCCUUACCAACCCCACCAUGUCUACAUGCUUUAGCUAUGAAAGGACUUCAGAUUACAUCAUCUUCAGAGACUUGAGUCAAACUAUUUGAACCCCUGAACAUUUUGUAUACAUUUGCCCCACUGUUUAUUUUUUUUUCCUCAAUCAAAUAUUAUUGUCUCCCUAAAUAAACCUUAUAUUGCUGAUGCAUAAAACUCAGAGCAGCAGUGAGUGUACAAACUGGUGUGCUUGCUCAAUGAUAUGCAUUGUUUCUAGAUAUUUUGUAACCCGUGUAUAUUUUACAAUAAACUACAGAUGGCCAUAGAGUUAACCCAUUCAGCCAUCCCUGGCUUUUAUUCUGGACAGUCCAAUCUAUAGUGUCCUUUUAUUCUGUUUUUUUUUCAUUUCUUUAUUUUUUUUAAAGGAAAGUUUAAAAUAAAACAUGAUUUUGCAAUGAAGUCAGUAGAAUUCAUAGUCAUUAAAAUCAAUUGUAGAUCAAGAGGUAAACACGGUGGUACUGUACAAUAGAUGCUAAAUAUUCUUGGCAUUGAAGUACUAAACCACUGGUUUAUGCACCUUCACUUUGCAUGGAACACCUUUUAUGUAAAUUGUUUAUUUCUUUCCAGCAUGUAUUUUUAUAAUCAACUUGCUUCUAAAAGGGGACCUGACAUUUAAAUUGUGAAGUGGCUUACCUCUGUGAUAGUCAUGUCUAGUCUAGUCUGCCUCCCAGGCCUGAACUCUAACCACUUGUCUACUUGCUUCAAGCCCUUGGUUCUUACAAGUAAGUCAUAUAAUGCCUCUUACUCUUGGCCCCAACUAUAAAUAAAUGAUUAGGGAUGCACUACCUUGCUGUGCCCAGGUGUAACUGAUAAGUUGUACUAUUUAUUACACCACUUAGUGUAGAUCUGUGGUUCUCAAACUUAGUCAACCUGGGACGGGAAGCAUAUAAUAUAUAUAUAUAUACACACACACACAAAGAAUUAUUCUUAAUCUGGCAGUGCAUUGUAACCAGAAUACUGGCAUCUUUUAUUUUGAGCUUACUCUUUGACUGAGAUGGUAUCAAUGGGGUCUGCUUGUGAUAGGGUUAGUUUUCAACUCCCAGGGUGUCCCUAACCCUCAGUUUGAGUCUGGUUAGAUAAUGAAUGACCGGAUUCACAAAAGAUACCGGGUUACUUUAUGUUUUGUUUUAUUUUAUUUUACACGCAGCUGCAUGCAACAAUAUGUGCUCCAUUUUUUUAUCCCCUAUAGAGAAAAGCUUAAGUUUAUCUAUGGGUAAAUGCACCACACAGACUUCAGCUUGUAGCUUUUUUUGUUUCAACAAAUUGCCUUUUAUAUAUUUUCUUAAGAAAAACCUGUCCAGCUUACAAAUCUUCCACCAAAAAAAAAAAAAAAACAGACCUGUGCGGACCAUGGAAAUGCACUUACUUAGUCCUAGACAUUGUUGCUUCAUACUAAUAAAAGUCUUUAUUUCCUGCAGACAGCAAAAUACAUGUGACCCUCUGAAUUCUUUUUUUGAAAAGAGUUGAUGUUAUCUGAAAUAGUGUUGCUUAAGUGUUUUGUAAAAUGUUAUUGCCCUAUUAAAAUGCAUAAUUUCAACCAUACUGUUCAUUUUGAGACGGUCUAUUCAAACCACUAAAUAUGCAGGAACAUGAUAUAUAUACUGGUAUUAUAUUUGUAACUGAAUAUUUGAAUGAUCCUCUUGUUAGGCCUGAGUUUUAAUAGACUGGUCCCUUUCCCCAUAGCUGCAGUUGGAGACCAGUAGAAUUGUUGUUUAUGAGUUGUAUGAUUUUUUUUUUUUUUUCUUUUUCUUUUGGGAAGGUGGAAUGUAUCUAAAACUGCAAUAUCAGUUUCGGGCAGUAGGUGUUAGCAGAACAUCAGUAACCAAGGAAUACUUUAAUACUAUCUUGCUCACUAGCAGAACUAUUUUCUUAAGUACUUUUAAAUAUUUGCUUUUCAUUUGGGACUCCGGUGAAGCCAAUUUCACCUCUUGUGUAGCCAGCAUAAAGCCCCACCUACCUGUCACUCAUUGGACUUUAGGUCACAGCACCUUAUUCUUUAGAUUUGGUAGCGUGGCUGUUUUGCAUUUCUCUUCAAAUAUACAGAAAUCAAGAGGCUCUUGUUAAAGUUGUGCCAAUGGUAAAGAUGUAUUUUUUAUUUCUUGGUUUUACACCCAACAUCAAAUUGCUUUCCCAUCAGUGUUUGAACAUGAGCUCAAUCUGCAUUUUACAAGUUCUUGCACUUGGUUACUUCAUCCAGUAACUGCCAAUAAACAUUAAAAUAGGAGACUUUAUGUAAUAAAUUAAUUUAUUUUGUAUUAUGUGGUUAUCAGCAGUUAAGUAUUUUCUUUGUUUCUGGUCACAGCAUUUUGAUGUUACCUGUACAGCAUGUAGGAAUGAGGUUAAGUGAAUUGUCCCAAAUGAAUUCCCGUAAUACUUUCUUCUCAUCAAUCUCAAACCACUUGGCACUCCUGCUAUGUAUUUGUUUGUGGAAAUUCAUCUUUAAGAAAUUACAGACUAAAAAGUCUCAUCCCAAUUGAUAAUUUGUCUAGAAGAAAAUGUUACUGUAUUUUAGUCCGUUCAGUGAAAGUUAUUAAGAACCAUGUGUUAUUUUGUCUAGCCAGGGCUUGGUAUCCGUUGUUCUGGGAUAUGCCCUCUUCAUUGUAAUGAACUACAAAAUGUUCUAGGCUGAUUAGCAGGUUCAAAGGUGGAAAUGUAUUGUUAACUAACCUGUUAAACAAGGUGAGAUUUAUAAAUGUCAAGUAUCCGUGGUAUGCAGUAUGAUUGUAACCAGUGCAGACUUGUUUAUAUAUGAUCAGUCAAGCUGGGGAUUUCAGGGUCUUUGUAUCCUACCUAGAUUACCAAAAACUCCCAAAUUUCACAAGUCUAUAUUCAUUCUAGACUGCACAUGCUAAAACCAUUGUAAAGGACUGAAUACUAGGGGCAUGCAUGACCAUAGAAACCUAUUGGCCUUGAAUAGAUUUCUAAGAAUCAAACCCCAUAAAGUGUUUUAAUUGAAAUGCUAACCUGUCUAGAGUAGAAUAUGUAAGGUACUAUAUGUGGAGCAUUAUGUUUACAGUAGCGAGAGCAAAGCGACUGCAGUACUUUAAUGCUAACAGUUGAGCUACCAGUAAUUGUCGGAAACCUUUUUUUUUUUUCAUAACCUGAUGCACUGUGUACUGUUUCAACAAGCUGAACCUAUUGAAGUACAUUCAUUGCUGCAUCCAGUGAUUGCAUCACAGAGUAAUGCACUGAAUUGUUUUUAGGGUCUUCAGACUUUUUAAAAGCCAAUUUAUUUUAGAAUAUAAAAAACGUCAUAAUAUAAAACUAAAUUAAAUUUUUGUGUGACUGGGAAUCGGCCAUGUACAAAUUGUUUUAUUCAGCAGCAAUCUCAGCAUAGCUUUAUGUAAGUAUUAAAUGUUCUGAUCCAAUUGUUCUGUAUUUACUGUACUUGUGAUUAUUUUUGGCACAGGCAUUAAUGGGGGAUGGGGAGGGGUCCUCUGCUUUGCUGCUGAUCUGUAGUUUUAACCAGGGAUUCAUGUUUUUGGUGCACAAGAACUUAUAUAAACUACAUUUCCCAUAGUACUGUUCUGGUGGCUUUUAUUUCUAGUUGAUGCUUCACGCAGUGUUUGAGAUUAGUUAGUCAGUCUGUGAGGGUGGGGAUUUCAUGCAAGUCUGCCCCUAAGGUGGUAAUAAGUGCCAUGUCAUAAAAUUGGAUCUUGUGGAUUAAAUAGAUAAUCUUGCCCCCAGACACUGAUUCUGUGUGCUGCUGCCCCAUUUGUUUUGUAUUUUUUUUCUUACCAAUUGUAAAAAAAAAAAGGAAGAAAUAGAAAUCUAUUACAGUAUUUCAAAUGUAUUUUCAAUGCACAUUUAUGCUGAAUUGUAUGUACAUGUACGAUAUAUAACACUUGAACUUAAAAUAUUUAACUGGUGCUGCCAGCUGCUGAGGAAAAAAUUGAACAAAUUGUUUUUGUUGAAUAUUGUAUAUACUGUACAAAUUCUUUGGUAAUAAGGUGUGAUUUAGGUGUGUUCUUGGCAUGAACCACAGUCGAUUACAACAAGCAGGGUUCAUGGGCGAUUUAAAUAAAACAGUCAGUUUUUGUGUGUUUUUUAUAAGUUGUGCAGUUUUAUUAAUUUAGCUUUUCAGAUGUUUAUCCUAUUUUUUAAUUGCUUCUUUUUGUGCCAGAUAAGAAUCAGUUCCCUGGCAAGUCAAAGUUUUGUAUUUUUAAACUUUAGAAUGUUCAUUUUGAGGAUGACACAUUUUUGUGGUUGACGUGGCUGAAAAAUAUAUGUAUGCCAUGUAAGGAAAGAAAAAAGCUUUUGUCUUUGUAUAUGGGAUUAUUUAAAUAUGUGUUCCUUGUUUUAAUGUAAAUAUCAAAGAAUAAAAAUCAUCUCUUUUA